Messenger RNA from Zootoca vivipara (common lizard), 12563 nucleotides. It is a transcript of the gene ADAMTS5, whose product is annotated as ADAM metallopeptidase with thrombospondin type 1 motif 5. The record is from RefSeq and is a predicted model, not a curated record. Lineage: Eukaryota; Metazoa; Chordata; Lepidosauria; Squamata; Lacertidae. Gene Ontology annotation, biological process: extracellular matrix organization; proteolysis. Gene Ontology annotation, molecular function: zinc ion binding; metalloendopeptidase activity.
CUGAUUAAACGAGAAGGAAGUGUGGGAGUGGAGGCUGCGAAGCUCUCCCUUUAAGAGGCAGCCUGCAAUGACGAAUUGUUGAAAUUGCCAUUGCAGGAUGGCAUUCCACUAUAAAUUCAUUGUUCCACCUCCUCUCAUCUUCACAGCUCUCGCUCUUCUCCUCUUGUUCACAUCGGCGGACUGGGGAUAACGCCGCUGCCACCAAACACCCAUUAAACUCGGAGCGGGAGGAGGGGGAACCUUGAGAAUCUGGGACCUUUCUCCCACCCCCUGACCGGCAAGGGAGGGCUUGUUUUCUCCUACCUCUCUCUCACACACACAUUCACUCACUCACUCUUUCUGCCGCCCGCCUCUCCAAACCAACUCAUCAACCCAAAAAACAAGGGGACGGAGGAAGCCGGCGAGAUCCUCGGUGCUGUGCCAGAGCCGACCUCGCUCCCGUCGGAUGACUCGGUGGCCGAGAGAGAGAGAGAGAGCGAGGCGCAAAGUCCCAACUUCUCCGAUGCCUCCUGGCUGCUGCGAGAGCCUCGUCUCCCUCCUACUGAUGCGCUCUUGACUCGUCCGGCAAAGACUUCUCCAGCCUUUUGUUUUCAAGCAGCCUGUCCCGUUCGCUCCCCGAUCUCCCGCCCGGAUCGCCGACCCGGCAAUCGACUAUCCGGCUGCUGCUGCGGAGCCCACCAUGCUGCUGAAGUUGCCUUGCCCUCCGCUGCCGGCGCUGCUGCUGCUUGCAAGCUUGCAAGCGGCUGCCUCGGCCGCCGGAGUUUCCCCGGCAACUUCAGCACCUGCCUAUGAUAAAGCUGUGCAGCUUUCCAAAGCAGCAGCAGCAGCAACGCCAGGCGCCGCGCCCCCCUUCUUCGGCCCGGAGCAGCAGCAGCAGCCACGCGGGUCCACCGGCCUCGUGGAGCGCGUGGACCAGACGUACUCGGGGGGCGGCAAGGUGGGCUACGUCCUGUACGCCGGCGGGCAGCGCUUCCUGUUGGACCUGGAGAAGGACGCGCUGCUGGGCUCCGCGGAGCAGCUGCUCCAAGGCAAGGGGCGCUGCUACUACCGCGGAACAGUGGACGGCAGCGCGCAGUCCUUGGCCGUCUUCGACCUUUGCGGUGGCUUGGACGGCUACUUCGCGGUCAAGCACGCCCGCUACACUGUGAAGCCGCUGCGUCUGGCAGACGACGGCGGGGAAGGGGCUGAGGAGGAGCCCUCCCGGGAGCGCAUCUACGACGGGGAGUCCGCGCGGGUGGCGCACCUCUUCUCCAAGGAGCACUUCAGCUUCCAAACGGUGCCUUCUCGGCCCAGCUGCGAGACGCGCGGCUCGCCCAAGGUGCAGUUUCUGGACCAGAAGAAGCUGGGCCUGCGGCAGGAGGAGACGGAUUUCACCACCAGGGCGGCGCUGUCGGGGAACUUCUCUCCGUCCGCCGGCCCCAGAAACAGAAAGCGGCGUUCCAUCUCGCGGGCUAGGCAGGUGGAGCUUCUGCUGGUGGCCGACGACUCCAUGGCCAAGAAGUACGGCAAGGGUCUCCAUCACUACCUGCUGACCUUGGCCACCAUUGCCUCCCGCCUCUAUGGGCACGCCAGUAUUGAGAACCACAUCCGCCUGGCGGUGGUGAAGGUGGUGGUGCUGGGGGACAAGGAGAAGGGCUUGGAGGUGAACAAGAACGCGGCCACCACCCUCAAGAACUUCUGCAAGUGGCAGCACCAGCACAACCAACUGGACGACCAGCACGAGGAACAUUACGACGCUGCCAUCCUCUUCACCCGUGAGGAUUUAUGUGGGCACCAUUCAUGUGAUACUCUGGGAAUGGCUGACGUUGGAACCAUAUGCUCUCCUGAGCGCAGCUGUGCAGUGAUUGAAGAUGACGGCCUCCAUGCGGCUUUUACGGUGGCUCACGAAAUUGGACAUCUCCUUGGACUUUCCCAUGACGACUCCAAAUUCUGUGAGGAGAACUUUGGUUCCAUGGAAGAUAAGAGGCUUAUGUCUUCUAUCUUAACAAGCAUUGAUGCUUCUAAACCCUGGUCCAAAUGCACUUCAGCAACAAUAACAGAAUUUCUGGAUGAUGGCCAUGGUAACUGUUUACUGGAUCAACCACGAAAACAGAUCUUGGGCCCUGAGGAGCUUCCAGGACAAACAUAUGAUGCCAUUCGUCAAUGCAAGCUGGCAUUUGGGUCUGAAUACACAGUGUGUCCUGGAAUGGAUGUGUGCUCUCGUCUGUGGUGUGCGGUUGUUCGCCAAGGUCAGAUGGUGUGUUUGACCAAAAAACUCCCUGCUGUGGAGGGGACGCCAUGCGGAAAAGGAAGGAUCUGCCUUCAGGGGAAAUGUGUUGAUAAAACAAAGAAAAAAUAUUACUCGGCUUCAAACCAUGGGAACUGGGGUUCCUGGGGGCCAUGGGGACAGUGCUCUCGCACAUGUGGUGGAGGUGUUCAGUUUGCAUAUCGUCACUGCAAUAACCCUGCACCUAGAAACAAUGGCCGGUAUUGCACAGGAAAGCGGGCAAUCUAUCGCUCGUGUAAUGUCCUGCCAUGUCCUGCCAAUGCUAAAGCUUUUCGCCAGGAACAAUGUGAAGCAAGAAACGGUUACCAGUCCGAUGCAAAAGGUGUCAAAACCUUUGUAGAAUGGGUCCCCAAGUAUGCAGGAGUGCUGCCGGGAGAUGUUUGCAAGCUCACUUGUCGAGCCAAAGGAACUGGCUACUAUGUAGUUUUCUCUCAAAAGGUGACUGAUGGAACGGAAUGUAGGCCGUACAGUAAUUCAGUCUGUGUCCGUGGCAAAUGCGUGAGAACAGGAUGUGAUGGCAUUAUUGGAUCGAAGCUGCAGUAUGAUAAAUGUGGAAUCUGUGGUGGAGACAAUUCCAGCUGCACAAAAAUUAUGGGAACCUUUAAUAAAAAAAGUAAGGGCUACACAGAUAUUGUGAAAAUACCAGAGGGAGCAACACACAUCAAAAUCCGACAGUUCAAAGCAAAAGACCAGAGUAGAUUCACAGCUUACUUGGCCCUGAAAAAGAAAAAUGGUGAGUACCUUGUCAAUGGGAAGUACAUGAUCUCAACCUCAGAAACCAUCAUUGACCUCAAUGGAACUGUCAUGAACUAUAGCGGCUGGAGUCACAAGGACGAUUUCUUGCAUGCAAUGGGACAUACAGGCACGAAGGAGAUCCUUAUUGUACAGAUUCUUGCAACUGACCCAACUAAACCAUUGGACGUCCGUUACAGUUUUUAUGUGCCAAAGAAACCAACCCAAAUGACAAACUCCGUCACCAGCAACAGCAGCAGUAACAAACUGGCGACGCCACUCACCCAACCCCAGUGGGUGACUGGACCGUGGCUUUCUUGCUCUCGAACAUGUGACACAGGUUGGCACACAAGAACUGUCCAGUGCAAAGACAGAAAUGAAAAAUUAGCUAAAGGAUGUCUUCUGUCUCAAAGACCUUCAGCAUUCAAGCAGUGCUUGCUCAAAAAAUGUUAACCUGUGGUUCCGCUGGCUUCUUUAAAAGGAGCCUCAUUAAGUCGUAGUUGACAUGUUGACAUAAGGUCUACCCCGGCACAGAGAAAAACCAACACUUCAAUAUGCUUUCAUGUUGUCUCAAAUUAUGGGCAGAAUCUGCCUAUUUGGACCAAAUGAAGAUAUGCACUGCUCUGAGUCAUAGUGAGGUGAUCUUGAUAUGUCGAAGGCACUAAACAUUAGUUGCUACAAGCCCUUUGUAUCUGCAAAUAAGAAGAGGAUAAACCAGUGAAUCAUCUCCCUUAUCUCACCUACCUCUAACCCAGUAUGUCCUUAGACAACUUGUCAUACUUACCCACGAUACCACAAUAGCUUUUUUAUACUAUUUGUAAAUAUCUCUGCUUUGGUAUGUCACUUUAUAAUCACUUGAUCAUCUUGUGGAAGAACAAAGGCCUUUCUAUACGACACAAGUGAUUGACCAAAGUAUGUCUGCAGCCAUUGAGGACUCCACCUUUUCAAAAAUGGCUGUGGAUAUUUUACUGGAACGUUAAAGAGCUUGCUGCUUUAUUUAAAAAAAAUUAAUUUUUGACAAAAGGAAAUGCAUUUCCAUCCUAGGAAUUUCCUGACAAGACUUUAGUUCUGUAUUAAUGCCUUUCUAACCAGAUAUUCUCAUACAAGUGGACCUCUGCAGCAAAAAAAGAGAGAGAAAGAGAGCUGCUAGUAUGUAUCUUGAAAAUGUAAAGGGGGGGCAUACUUAAUUCUGUUUUAGCAAGUGAGAGGGUCAUGAUCCAGUCCCAUAUGUGCAUCCUUCCAUGUGCAGGGAGACAUUGUGAAGGAAUUCUGCAUGUGGGAGCAGCACAUACAAGAAGAGAUGUUCACAUCUUUCUUUUAUUAGUUUCACUGUGGCUUCUACUGGAAAUCUAACAAUGUAGUGAAUUUGUUAUCUACUGAAGAAGCUAUGAAGAAAUCAAAAUACAUAGCAAGUGGUUUCUUGCAUGUAGCAAUGUAUUGUCUAAUACUUCUAAUUUUGGGAUGCAUUUUUACCACUCGUACAAGCCCAAGCCCAAUCCACAGGCUCAGUUAUGAACCAAUAUAUAUUGUGCACAAACUGUCCCAUUGUUGCGAUGGAGCAUGUGCAAUCUUCUGCACAUGUGGCUUGGGCCACUCCAUUGAAUUUUUUCAGGUGCACCUCAACACUCCCAUACAAUUGGGGGUGCCCAUGCACAAUUUGUUUUAAUUAGUUAAUUUUAAAACAAAAAACAAAACAAAACUAUAAAAUAUAUUUAUUUUUUGCAACAUUGCAUAUUUUUGUAGAUUAAGGCUGCAAUCCUAUACCCACUUACUUGGGAGUAAGUUCCAUUGAGUAUCAUGGGACUAGCUUCUGAGAAAAUAUGUACAGCAAGGGCCACAAGAAGUGAUAGCUAUAGUCAGUGCUUUUUUCGGGGUGGUGGUGGUGCAGGGGUACGCAUACCCCUAAACAUUUUGUGAAUAUAAGUUUAGCCUCAUUGGGGGCAGUAUUUCAAUAUGAGUAGGAAAGUGAGAGUACCCCUAAACAUUUUUUUGUAGAAAAAAAAGCACUCACUAUAGUCAAUAUUUUGAAGAGUAUUUCUACAAAUAAAAGGGUGCAAUUUUUUCCAGGGCAUAGGCAAAUAAAUUUCCCAUUUUAGAAAGGUAACAUAAAUACCUCGAUCUGAAGUGUGAUGAAAUUAAUUGACUUUUGGAUCAUCUUUAUAUAAUAUGGAAUAUAUCUAUAUGGGUAUAAAAUCUCAGUAAAAGAAGAUUGCCCCUCUGCUCCUAGUGCCUUCCACAAAUAUUGCAAGUAUGGACAAUUCUUGAUUUUCCAUUGCAAUUUAGUUUUAGAUUUCAGGGGAAUCGGGACCCAAGUUUAAUUUUGAUCUAAAGUAUUUGCACUCCAGCACCAGUUCUGAUGUUGUUCUGGAACAGUGGUUAGAAUGCACCAUUCUAAGCAUUUAUUUUCUAAUGUAGGGCGUUUUAGGGUGAAUAGAUUGUUAAACCACUCCCAUUUAUAUAGAUAGGCCAGGAGUAGGAAACCUGUGGCCUUCUAGAAAACGAUGUGUUUGCAUUCCUGUUGGCACUCCAGAACCUGUGGCACUUCAGACAUCUCUCAUCAUCCCUGAUCAUUGGACAUAUGAACUAGGGCUGAUCAGGUUUGGAGUCCAACAACAUUGGGAGGGCUAUAGGUUGCCAACACCUGAUACAAGUCCUGUUUACAGCUAUUUCAUUGGAGUGCAGGAGUACUCCCAUUUAUAAGUAAUAGCCUGACGUGAUAAGAUAUGAUCAUCAAUGAUGAUUGACCACUGCACUUUCACAUCCAGGUCAGACUGAUGCCCAUUAGGACUAGUAGUGCAGAAGGCAGGGAGACCAACAGUAGACAGAGACAGAGACAAUGACCAGUGGAGCCAAUGAAUUCUCGGUAUGUCUCUAGUCUCUUCUCUGUUGCAUUAUAAAUUGGCAACACCAAGACUAACAAGGAGGAAGCUGACAGCAGCAGCACCCGCUGGACUGAUUGUAAGAAGGCAGGCAUUGUCCUAAUUGCCCUAACAGACCAGCCGAACAGAUAGGGGUUUGAAGAAUGUAGGUGCAUUUACUAGGUAUAUAAUAUGGCGAUCCAAACAAACAGGCGUUUCCAGAAAACACAUUGAUUGAGCAAAACAGCUGUUCUCCAACACUGUUGUAGCAUAUGUAAUUACACAUAGCUAGUUGUGACAGAAUAUGGAUAGGGUUGUGCAUCCAGAGGUGGAUCAAAAAGUGCAUCCCAUCUAUAGCACUGCAAGGUGAAUUAGCAACAUCCACAUUCAAAUGCACAUCUCCUUUUUAUACCUGUGAUUCCUGUCCAGAGAAAGAGUGCCACAUAUGAAAUACACUUCUGCAGAAUGCUUCCACCUGUGACUAUAGGACUGGGAGAGAUAUCAGUUUAGUACAUUCUUUGACCCACUUUCUGUUCCAAAUUAGAGGUUCCCUGACUUUAAACAGUUUUCAUGCCAUUAAACAAAUUCUGAUCUUAUGUGCAUAAUCAAGGAGAUUGAGCUUUCUACCUAUAAAAGAUGCAGCUCUUUCUUCAGCGAUCUUGGGAUCUGAUCGGUUUUUUUAACUGAAAGAAAGGGCAUUGCAAAUAUUUUUUAAAAAAAACCAGGAAAUGAACUUCAAGCUGGUGCCAAUCUUCAACAUUUAAUCUUUUUAUAUUAACUGAAGAAUCAAUCAUAUUUGGCACCAUGUCCAGGAUCACCUUUCAGUAUUUGCCUAAAUUCUUUAUGAGCAGAGGCCUGAGGUGCGUGAACAUUAUGGGUUAUAUCCGGGGCUUUUUUUUUUCAGCUGGAACUUGCCGGAACUCAGUUCCGGCACCUCUCAGGUGGGUGCCAUUGCCAUUAUAAGGAGACGUUCAUGGCGAGUUCCAGCACCUCUUUUUCUAGGAAAAAAAGAACUGGCUAGAUCAGUGAAUCAAUAUUCUAGGGUUGGUGAACCUGUAGCCAUCCAGAUGUUGUUGGACUUCAGAUCCCAUCAGCCCCAACUAGCAUAGCCAAUGGUCAGGGAUGAUGGAAGUGAUAGCCCAACAAUGUGUAGGGCCACAGGUUCCCCGUCCCUGCCCUACACUCUAGUUUUCCCAAGCAAUAGUAUUGGAAACUUUUAACUGAAAGUAGUCCCUUCAAGAACAGGAAAGGGAAAACUCAAAAGAAGCAACUGAACACAGUAAGCUAAAUGCAGAGAUGGUGUACAUACAGUGUAAUCCUAUACAUGUAUACUCAGAAGUAUGUGCUAUUGAGUUCCAUGGAACCAACUUCCUUGUAAGCGUGUUUAGGGCCACUGCCAUCAUGGUCUAAGUUACAUGAGCACAUGUAAGUUACUCAAACUCAGGUAAAAGCAUGGAAAGAAAGUGAAUUUUAGUUUCCUUAUUGUAGCGUGAUCCUAGGACACAUGUGACAUAUGGUAAGCACAGUACACUUGGGCAAGAAAUAAAAAAGGCAAAAUUAAGGAGAACUGUGUGUUUGCCCUUUUCCUGCACCCUCCCCACAUCUCUUGCUCUCUUCUGCAUUGCUUUCUGCACUCAUUAAUGUGAAACUGGUGCCAAUUGUGUCACUUUAUAGUUUCUAUGUUUGAAGCAGGUCAGUGCCAGAGACUCUAAUCUAGUCACCACCUGAUGUACUGUUUGGUUAUUCAGAUUUUCUCUGAGAAUUCUACUAGCUUGAAUGGGAGCGUAUCCACUGCUAAAAUCACAACUGGUGCCAUGAUUCAGUGCAACUCUGUACAGUGAAGGCUAACUUUCCAAAUAAUCCUCUACACUAGAAAGUUGAAAUCCUCAAACCACGUGCUGUCACUGUAUGAAACCUAUUGGGUGGUUUAAAGAUUGAAUAAGGCUGGAUGGAGCAACUUUUCCAUGGAAAUGGUUUAUCCUCUGGGGACGGAGUGGGGAAAGAUGUUGGUAACUGAUCACAGAUGUAAAAAGAAAGAAAAUUUAAAAAACAAAAAAGUAAAAAAGCAACAUAGCACUGAAAAAUAAAUAAUUUAUUGUUUUUACAAAUUGGUAUGUGAAUGGCUGUAAUGAAUUUAUUUAUUCUUAUUUAACAUGAAAUGCCAAUUGUGAAAAUUCUUCUAUAUUUAAAUUGUUUUGCUAUCACUUCUUUGUCUGUCUUUCCCUCUUUUUUCCUUUAAUUUAUGCCUUAUAUUUGAAUGGAAAGUACUAUGUGAAUUUAUCAGCGUGCAGCACUGGUUGCUUUUAUAUUGUUUUUAUUUGAUUUAUCUGGAACGCUUGUGUAUGUGAAUGUGGUGCAUGCAUGUGAGAGUAUGGUUAAUAGUACGAAUAAAUAUACUUGGGUGAAUGGCUGUGUGGGUAUUACCACAUAUAUAAACAUACAGAAUGCACAUGCAUCCAUACAGAUAUGUGUCUGUAUAUGUAUACUGAUAUAUUUUGUAACCACAGCUCCCCCCAUAGCUGCCAAGUUAUCCCUUUUUUAAAGGGAUUUUCCCUUAUGCUGAAUAGGCUUCCUCGUGAGAAAAGGGAAAACUUGGCAGCUAUGGCUUCCCCCCCCCUUGCAUUGCAUUAUUUUCAAAGCUUGUAGUUGCAGGGUGCAGUCACAGGUUUAAGUAUUGUAUAGGAACCUUCUCCCAUCACGUCAUUCUUGUACAUCCAUCUAUCCAAGGCCUGAUUUCAAACAUUAUUUCUGUAGCUUCCUUUGGGAUGUCAUGGGGAAAUUGUUUGUGCGAAAUAACUCUCUUGUGGUUCCCCUUUAACCAUACCUGCAACUUCUUUGAAAAAGAUGGGCUUUGGUCUUUUGACAUUAGUGGGCCCCUUACCACAAAUGGCUUCCCAUGUAGGUGGUAUCUAGGCAGUUCCCCAUUUAAUUUGUAGUUGUGCUACAAAAAAUAAUGUCUGGGUUUGUCUUGCAAGCUCACUUUGAUCUGUUUGCACUAGUGGUAUGACAAAGUAAUCACACAAACCCUUUUCCACGGGUAGAAGGCUGCCAGAGAAAAAGCAUAGUUACCACAGAGAUGGCAAUCGGUCUCAUUCAUUUGAUAUCUCAUCUUACGGGCAGCCAAGAGCUUCAAAAUCAAUUGGGCCUAAGCAUAUAUCCAUCAUUGUAAUACAUGUUUAUUUCAGUGGGACUUUAAGUAAAUAGCUGGUGGUUCUAAAAUGCACAGCCAGGCAUCUGAUUUAAUGUUCUUUGCAUUUUGAGCUGAACAUGCAUAUACCCUAAAAUACAUUGUUCAUAAUCUAGUGUGCAAAAGGUAUGAUGGGGGCACCUGAGGUUUUCUGGAGACUCCACAGUACCAAAACCCAGAAACAAAUGGGUUUCUCUCAUCCAUCCACUUUUCCACUGCUUCUAGUGAAGAUACACAAGAGCUGUUUCUCUUUCUUCCUGCAAAGAGCUUCAGGUAACCUGAAGAUUGGGGAAAACAAUACUAGCUCAGCUCCAGAGAAGCAAUUACUAGAAUCAUAGAAUCAUAGAGUUGGAAGAGACCACAAGGGCCAUCCAGUCCAACCCCCUGCCAAGCAGGAAACACCAUCAAAGCAUUCCUGACAGAUGGCUGUCAAGCCUCCGCUUAAAGACCUCCAAAGAAGGAGACUCCACCACACUCCUUUUGCAUGUCUUCAGUGGAAGCAGAAGCCUGAGGGUGAAGAAAACAUACUGGGUCAUGUUUCUGGAUGUGAAAGUACCAAUGCAUUGAGAAUGCAAAAGCAGCUAAAUAAAUCUAUAUUACUGGGGCAACUGGCUUGUGAAACCAAGUUUUCAUAAACCAUACUGUAAAUCCUAUUUAACUCAAUGGGACUUCUAGGUAGGAAUGUAUAGAUUACACUGUCAGUCUGGAGCAGGCAUCCCCAAACUUCGGCCCUCCAGAUGUUUUGGACUAUAAUUCCCAUCUUCCCCGACCACUGGCCCUGUUAGCUAGGGAUCAUGGGAGUUGUAGGCCAAAACAUCUGGAUGGCCACAGUUUGGGGAUGCCUGGUCUGGAGUAAUCUUGGAACCACCUUACUUGUUUAAAGGCCCCUUCAGUGGUGCAUAUAAAAAACACAAAACAAAAAUUACACCAACCAUAUUAGUGAUUCUGAAACAUUUAAUCUAUUCAGGUUGGAAGCCAUUGCCUUUUGCCAACUAGUAACAGAUGGUUGUUCCAUCCAAAUGGUUCCAACAUAUUACUGGUGCAUCCAGCUACAACGUCUGAAACAUUUUUAAUGGCCAAAAGUCCUAGGAACUACCACUAUUACACAUAUAUAAUAACAGGUGCAUUUUGUGAAGUAGCUGAAGAAACCAGAUGGCUUCACUAGAUGCACAACAGAAAAGUUCAGAAACUUAUUUAAUACUAUGAAUAAUUCCACACUGAUCAUUUUGCUGACAGUGCUUUCAAAACAAGUUUUGACAUUUUAUGUUGUUUUCCAAGACUGCUACACAGUCCAGUUUCACAAUUCAGUUGUUUUAGCACUAGUGAAUGACUUCUGAUGUUCAGGUUUCACCACAAUACUGGCCCAUUUAUUACUUUUAUCCUUGAAUGUGUAAACUCAGUUGCUUUAGAAUGUGAAAAACAUUCAGUGGCAGGCACUCUCAAUUCUCAGUACUUCUAAUUCAAUAACAAAUUGGGAAAUAAAUGUUCAAGCCUGUUACACUGGAUUCAGUGAAGCAAUCUAAGCAGGUGUGGUGUUGUCUAUUGUAACAGGUGACGGUUACAGAUUAACACCCCCAAAAUACCAGAUAUUUUGCUAGUAACUUGUAGUCAGAAAUCACUUAGCCUAAUGCUCCUGCUCCUUGAACUCUUAAUUCAAAGCCGAGAUGUAACAAACGAAUGCCGGAAAAUGUGUUUUCAUGCCAGCUGAAGACAUUUAUGUACAACUAAAUAAUUAGGUGUGUGUGUGUGUGUGUGCGUGCGUGUGCGUGUGCAAAUUCAUGUACGGUGUCUGUAUAAAAUACGUGCUGUAUAUGGAUGAGGAAGGAGAUCAACAUCAGCCUUCACCAGCUUGGAACCCUUCAGCUGUUUUCAACUACAACUCCCAUCAGUCCCAGUCAUCCCAGCCAAUGGGACAGGAGUUGUAGUCCAAAACAUCUGAACAUUUGGCACAAAGUUGCCAAAGGCUGACCUAUUUAAUUAAUGAAUACAUAGUGUGCAUUUAUUACUUCCACUACAUCAGUCUAUGGCCAGAAUAACUUCACCAGAGUUAACCAUUUACAUCAUUAUAUAUGUGAAUUUAACACAAAAUUUUAUAUUUUAUCAGAGCCUAGGGCUUGCCAAUCAGAAGGUCGGCGGUUCGAAUCCCCGCGCCAGGGUGAGCUCACAUUGCUUGGUCCCAGCUACUGCCAACCUAGCAGUUUGACAGCACGUCAAAGUGCAAGUAGAUAAAUAGGUACCACUACAGCGGGAAGGUAAACGGCAUUUCCGUGCACUGCUCUGCUUCGCCAGAAGCGGCUUUGCCAUGCUGGCCACGUGACCUGGAAGCUGUACGCCUGCUCCCUCAGGCCAAUAACGUGAGAUGAGUGCCGCAACCCCAGAGUCGGUCACGACUGGACCUAAUAGUCAGGGGUCCCUUUACCUUUACCUUUACUAUAAAACAUAAUGGCACUUCACAGCAAAACCCAUUCAAAACAUAUGGUAAACUGCCCCAUCGAAUACUAUACUAAACUUCCGUGUUUGGUUCAAGCAAUUUUAACCUUGCUACAGGUAAACAAACAUUGGGGUGGGAAAGUGAACAAACAUGUAAAAGAGAAAAGGCUGAGCUACACUAGGACUAAUAAUAAUAAUAAUAAUAAUAAUAAUAAUAAUAAUAAUAAACUAGCAAAGAUCUUGCUGUUGGAAGAUGACUUAAAAGCCAGUAGGUUCGGUCUGGCUGUACCAACAGAACACAUUGCACUAAAAUACAGGCAGCCAGUCUAUGGCUUGUGUGCUCCAUGGCCCUGCUUGACACGAUUUCUGGCACACAUGCCAAGAAAGUUGGCCAUCACGGCACUAAAGCACCACAGCUUUUUUUUUUCUUCAAAGUUGCUGAUGAAGGAAAACUCCACAACUGCUCUGAGCAAUGAAUUCCACAGGCCAACUGUCCUUUACUUAUAAAACCUUGUUGCAUACUGAUUUCUCUUUACCCUUGCCUCCCUGUAGUGUUUUCUGUAUACUAAACAUGUAUUUUGACAGUGCAGUGACCAUAGCUGGACAGUAACUCCAGCUGAGAACCAAUACUGCUAACUAUAAUGGUGCUAUAAACUCCUGGGUCUUUCAUAUGAAUCUGCUGUUAAUGCCAACCAAAAUGAUUUUUAUUUUUAUUUUUUUGCAUUUCCUGGCCUUAUAUUAAACACCUCCUUAUUGAAUGUUAGUGUGGCCGUUGUGUUCUGUAAUACCUUGCACUAGAUGUUUUAGACAUUAUUGAUAAUGUAAGUACAUCUUAGGAAACUGAUGUGUGUGUUGCCAGCUUUUUGUCUUUCGUUGGGAAAAUGCCUUACCAUAGUGAAUUAACACUGGAGAACACUGCAGUGUCAGCCAUUGUACAAGAUUUGUACUGUAUUAUGAAACAUUAAAGGCCAGCGCCUUGAAGCUAUACAACUAUGAUGACCAAUGUAUAAGAGACCAGUUGUGAUCUUAACUGAUUUUGUGGCUUCAGUUGAAGUAAUAAACUGUGUCAUGGGCUUGACUAGUUCCUGCA